AUGUCUCAACCUCUGCUAGAUCUGGCUUCUACUACAUCCUCCUCACCCGUCUCGGUACUCAGCAGCUCUGGUAUAAACUCCUCUAAUCUUCUGCUUUUGAAGCCACGGCAUGCCGACCACGUGGUACCCGCCCGACCCGAGCAGCUCGAGCGAUGUCCAGUAGCUUUAUUCGAAACCUACUGCGCCCGCCGCCCACUCACUACCGGCCUUCCGCACUCACCUUUCUACCUACAACCCGAUCGUGAAUUCUGCUCCUCACCAUUGCCGCCUGGCUACCGAUCUACCGCAAACAGUGAUUCCAACUCGGCUACAAACUCAAACUAUGCGGCUCCGAUAACUUCCGAUGCCGCCGGACUUCCCGGUGUCUGGUACCUGGCCAGUGCUAUGGGCAAGAACAAGAUUGGCUCUCUGAUGAACUCGGCCCUACAACGACUCGGGCUGCCAAUCAAUCGGCAGGUAACGCUGGUCCGCUUCUGUGACAGCCUGGUUGCAGCAGCCGCGCUUCCAUUACCUAAUGGUGAAGUCAUUGCUCAGGUAUUCGGUCACGUGUAA
Messenger RNA from Protopolystoma xenopodis, 552 nucleotides. NCBI's taxonomy places the organism in Eukaryota, Metazoa, Platyhelminthes, Monogenea, Polystomatidea, Polystomatidae. The record is from the annotation of a GenBank genome assembly.